GGCGGGAGGAGCGGCCGCGCAGUUUGCGGGCACUGGCGGGGGGGUUGUCGCUGCUGCUGCCGCCGCCGCGGGAAGAUGGCGACGCUGAAGGCCGUGUGCGUGAUGAAGGGGGACGGCCCCGUGCAGGGCGUCAUCCACUUCCAUCAGCAGGGUAAUGGACCAGUAAAAGUUACUGGAAGAAUCAGUGGCUUAGUUGAUGGGGAUCAUGGCUUCCAUGUCCACGAAUUUGGUGACAACACAAAUGGGUGUACCAGCGCAGGUUCUCACUUCAAUCCUGAAGGCAAGCAGCAUGGUGGCCCAAGUGAUGCAGAAAGGCACGUGGGAGACCUUGGCAAUGUGACGGCUAAAGGAGGAGUGGCAGAAGUGAUAAUAGAAGAUGAAGUCAUUUCUCUUAGUGGACCACAUAGCAUCAUUGGACGCACCAUGGUGGUCCAUGAAAAAUGUGAUGACCUGGGUAGAGGGGGAGAUAAUGAGAGCAAAUUAACUGGAAAUGCUGGCCCUCGUUUAGCUUGUGGUGUGAUUGGAAUAGCGAAGAGUUAAGUAUUGUACCCAAAAUGCUUAAGGUGACAGUGGUGAGUGGGCUGUGUUUCAUGGCAAAUGCUCUACUUGCCCUUCCUUGUGUAAACAAACAAUUUAUCACUUAAUCUCAUUACUACUCCGUGUUCUGAGUAUCACUUCCACUGGUGAAGACUGACUUAAUUUUGUAUGGUGUAUAAUUGCAAUUAAAGUGGCCCUGACGGAAUGUCUCUGUAGUCUUCUGCUGAAGCAUCUGCUGUAACCAUUAAGUAUCCCUUUGCUAACUGGAGCCCCCCUGCUGGGUAACGGGAGGUGUGCAGUAGUGGCCACAUCCCGAACCUCUCGCGUACUGUGGGAUCUGGAGGAUCAGCCUUCCGAGCUCUGGCAAGGCUACUCACCGAAGAGCAGUAGGGCACUGUGUGUACUGGGGCUUCCUCCUGGCAAGGCUGCAGCAUUUGUAGGUUUCAAACUUGUGUAAUAAACUCGUUGGGCAAAUACA
Molecule: messenger RNA, 1015 nt
Organism: Tyto alba (common barn owl)
Lineage: Eukaryota; Metazoa; Chordata; Aves; Strigiformes; Tytonidae
Gene: SOD1
Product: superoxide dismutase 1
Exons: 5
Coding region: 76-540 (154 amino acids)
Biological process (GO): removal of superoxide radicals
Cellular component (GO): cytosol; peroxisome; nucleus
Molecular function (GO): copper ion binding; superoxide dismutase activity
Source: RefSeq, a predicted model, not a curated record